GUAUCAUCAAGGCUUGCAGGGGGCAGUCUGCGGGAAUGAGGGAGUUAACGGUGCUUUCUCCUUUCUGGAAGGAAAACUCCCCACAAACGCCCUGGUCCCUGGCCUCCCGCCAGGGCCAAGAACAGGGACUGAAAACUGGAAGUUCAGGCGUGUGGCCAGCUCUGCCUCUCAUAGCAAGCAUUAGAGUCAGGCAGCAGCCCUGCCAUCGCCAGCUGUCCGUCCAUACACCCACCUGUCCUCUGGGUGCCUCUCUUUGUUGGUAAACCUGUCUGUCCACCGUCUGUAAUCCUGUCUCUGUCCAACCUUCUCUUACUAUCUUUUGUCCAGCUAUCUGGACUGUCAAUCCAUUUGUUUGUCUGUCUCUGGCCUCCAUCUAUUUGUUCAUCUGUCCAAUCACUUGUGAGUCUAUCUGCCCAUCUUGUUCAUUCAUCCACCCAUCUGUCUGUCUACCUGCCUUGUCUCUCCACCCUGGACCUCAGAGCCAUGGCCCAGGGACGCAGGGCCACGGUCAGCAUGGUCCUUCUGGGAUUGGGGCUGGCCCUAGCCAUCAUCGUGCCCGCCGUGGUCCUCUCUCGCCACCAUGCCCACUGCGGCUCCCAGGCCUUUGCCCACGCUGCGGUCGCCGCUGACUCCAAGGUCUGCUCGGAGAUUGGACGAGCCAUCCUCCAGCAACAUGGCUCACCUGUGGAUGCCGCCAUUGCGGCUCUGGUCUGCACCGGAGUCGUCAACCCUCAGAGCAUGGGGUUGGGCGGAGGGGUCAUCUUCACCAUCUAUAACGCCACCACAGGGAAGGUGGAAGUCAUCAAUGCCAGGGAGACGGUGCCUGCCAGCUAUGUCCCCGGUCUGCUGGACCAGUGUGAGCAGGCCCAGCCACUGGGCACAGGGGCCCAGUGGAUUGGAGUGCCCGGGGAACUCCGUGGCUAUGCUGAGGCCCACCGUCGCCACGGCCACCUGCCAUGGGCACAGCUGUUCCGGCCCACCAUCUCCCUGCUCCGAGGGGACUACCGCAUGCCCUUUACCCUCAGUCAGUUCCUGCAGAGUGACUUCCUACGGCCUUCCCUGUACAUGACUUCUCUGAGGCAGCUCUUUUUCAAUGGGACAGAACCUCUGAAGGCUCAGGACCCGUUCCCAUGGCCCGCGUUGGCUGCCACCCUGGAAACUGUGGCCACAGAAGGUGCAGAGGUCUUCUACACAGGGACGCUGGGCCGGACGCUGCUGGAGGACAUUGCCAAUCAAGGUAGCCAGCUGACCCUGCAGGACCUGGCAGAGUUCCAGCCGGAGGUAGUGGAUGCCCUGGCAGUGCCCCUGGAGGACUACACCCUAUACUCACCGCCACCACCCGCAGGGGGUGCGAUUCUCAGCUUCAUCCUCAACGUGCUCAAAGGGUUCAACUUCUCCUCUGAAUCGGUGGCCAGGCCCGAGGGGAGCGUGAACUUGUACCAUCACCUUGUGGAGACGCUCAAAUUUGCCAGGGGACAGAGGUGGCGACUGUGGGACCCUCGUAGCCACCCGGAUAUCCAGAACGCCUCCCAGGACCUGCUGGGAGAGGCUUUGGCCCAGCACAUCCAGCAGCAGAUCGACGCUCGGGGUGACCACCAUCUCAGCCACUACAGCCUGGCCGGGGCCUGGGGCCACGGGAUGGGCACGGCGCACGUUUCUGUGCUGGGGGAGGAUGGCAGUGCUGUGGCAGCCACGAGCACCAUCAACACGCCCUUUGGAGCAAUGCUGUACUCGCCACGCACGGGCAUCCUCCUCAACAAUGAGCUUCUGGACCUAUGCUGGAGGCGCUCCCCGGACUCCAGAGUCACCCCACUACCUGUUCCAGGCGAGCGACCUCCAUCAUCCAUGGUCCCCUCCAUCUUGAUCAAUGCAGCUCAGGGGUCAAAGCUGGUGAUCGGUGGGGCUGGUGGGGAGCUCAUCAUCCCUGCUGUGGCUCAGGCCAUCAUAAACAAGCUAUGGCUUGGCUUUGACCUGAGGACUGCCAUUGAAGCCCCUAUCCUGCAUGUCAACAGCGAGGGCCAUGUGGAAUAUGAGCCCAACUUCAGCCGGGAGGUGCAGAAGGGGCUCCAGGACAGGGGCCACAACCAGACCAUGAGGCCCUUUUUCCUGAACGUGGUCCAGGCCGUGUCCCAGGACGGGGCCUGUGUGUAUGCCGCAGCGGACCCAAGGAAAGGCGGGGAGGCCUCGGGCUACUGAGGAGACUGCUUCUGGCAGCUGCGAUCCGGCCCACCGUCAGUGUGUGCUCAGGCUGGCCUUGGCUGUGGGACCCAGCACCCAAGCAAGAUCUGGACCCUUCAGCGGAGGGUCAGCCUGGGCUGCAAGAGGUGGGGACAGGCUGGACGAUGGACGACUGUGGGGACUGAGCCCUCCCCAGAGUCUCAUGUGGCCCUGCCCUGGCCCCCCAAGCUUCCCCUGGACCUCUUACUCAGGACCGUGGCCCACUCUCCCUCCCCACCUACCCCACUCCCCAUCUGUAUACCCUCUAGUCCAAGAUUAAAGAGGAGGGUGGACCUCGGCAUGA
Messenger RNA from Herpailurus yagouaroundi (jaguarundi), 2521 nucleotides. It is a transcript of the gene GGT5, whose product is annotated as gamma-glutamyltransferase 5. The coding region runs from base 484 to 2196 and encodes 570 amino acids. The transcript has 12 exons. Gene Ontology annotation, molecular function: glutathione gamma-glutamate hydrolase. Lineage: Eukaryota; Metazoa; Chordata; Mammalia; Carnivora; Felidae. The record is from RefSeq and is a predicted model, not a curated record. Gene Ontology annotation, biological process: glutathione catabolic process.